Molecule: messenger RNA, 4795 nt
Organism: Malaya genurostris
Lineage: Eukaryota; Metazoa; Arthropoda; Insecta; Diptera; Culicidae
Gene: HDAC6
Product: histone deacetylase 6
Exons: 9
Coding region: 692-4081 (1129 amino acids)
Biological process (GO): chromatin organization
Cellular component (GO): histone deacetylase complex
Molecular function (GO): histone deacetylase activity; zinc ion binding
Source: RefSeq, a predicted model, not a curated record
AUUCUGGGCUUCAGUUCAGUCGCGCAGUGGAUCCGCUAUAAAUCAUAGAUUUGCAAAAUAUUGCGUUAUAAAGCAAGUAGAUCGUACUGAACGGGAACUUCGGUGUGACGGUGAUAGUUGAAAAGCGAGUGAUACGAGUGAUAUCGGCUACCAAAGCAAGCUAGGGCCCCGCGAGAAUACCCUUCACGAAGCGUGACAAACUAGAGAAAAGUUUCCACGUGUGGAAAUUUCGCAUUUUUCUGCUUGGUCCCUCAAGCGAGAAGCAAAUUACUGUGCAUGCAUUGCUGCUGGAUUGGUGUUUGAUUCUGCUGAAAGGAAAAUGUUUAAUUUCAGUCAUCGUUGUUGAUCCGGUUCGAUAUUUGCGACGUUUCGGAACGAGAAAGCUGCUGGGCCACGGUAUUGAACAUCGAUUCGAACACCAUCGGGAGUGACGAAUCCGCAGCUGCAAAAAAUCUCUAAAAUCUGCAGCAAGUGGGUGGUGUAUUGUGUGAGCUAGGUUUUUUUUUUCUUUUUUCGGGUCGACCUACGCACUUCGGUUCCUCCGAAACUCAAGAAUAGCGGGAGAGAAAAUGGGAAGUGAAUAAACUUCAGUGGAAUGAAGUUUAAAUAUUGACUUUUUUGUUUUGACAAGCUUCAAUUGUGAUCUCUACUAGCUGUUGAUCAACAGGACGAGUUACAAUACGUCUCAGUCAUGAGUUCCACCGUCGUAACCCGUCGGGGCGCCCAGAAAUCCAAAGUCAUAACCCGAUCGCAGCAGGCAGCCGUCGAAGCGGAAGACGCGGAACGGAAAUCGAAAUUCUACGGACGGAAACCCGUUAGUAGCACACUCGCGGAAGCGAAGAAACGAGGCAAGCUGAAAAUGUCCUCACAAGCAGCGGCUGGUGGUCACGUGGGCUCCGAUGGUUUACCGCUGUCGGAUCAGAACGGAGUUCAGCUGAAAGACAUCUACAGCAAUGCGAUGACAGCGGCCGAGCUGAUUCGGGGUUCGACCGGACUGGUUUACGAUGAAAAGUUUGCCGAAUAUCGGUGCCUGUGGGAUCAGGGAUACCCGGAGUGUCCGGAACGGUUCACCCGAGUGUUGGAACGAUGCCGGCAGCUGAAGCUGGUCGAACGGUGUCAAAUGAUCGAACCGAGAAUGGCCACCGAGGCGGAAGUGUUGAGCAAGCACACUCCGGAACAGGUGGAAAUUCUAAAGGCUACCAAGGAGUUUCAAGAUGUGGAUGCACUGGAGGAGCUCAGUUCGCAUUACGAUGCUAUUUACAUACAUCCGUCCUCCUACGAUUGCUCGCUACUGUCGGCUGGAAGUACAAUCGAACUGGUGGAUGCGGUCGUGGCCGGACGAGUGCAGAAUGGGAUGGCCAUCGUCCGACCGCCCGGUCAUCAUGCCAUGAGAGCCGAAUACAAUGGGUACUGUUUUUUCAAUAACGUUGCCAUUGCGGCCCAGCAUGCUCUGGACAAGUUAGGCUUGAGGCGGGUGUUGAUCGUCGACUGGGAUGUCCACCACGGUCAGGGUACCCAGCGGAUGUUCUACAAUGAUCCACGAGUGUUGUAUUUCUCCAUCCAUCGGUACGAGUGUGGAUCCUUCUGGCCCAAUCUGCGAGAGUCCGAUUUCGAUUGCAUCGGAGAAGGCCCUGGAGUGGGGUAUAAUUUUAAUGUACCCUUAAACCGAAUAGGAAUGACCAACGGAGACUAUUUGGCUAUUUGGCAGCAGCUUCUACUUCCGGUGGCGAUGGAGUACCAGCCAGAACUCGUCCUGAUCUCCGCCGGCUACGAUGCAGCCUACGGUUGUCCAGAGGGUCAAAUGGAGCUUACACCGGCAUUCUAUCCGCAUCUGCUGUCUCCGUUGCUGUCGUUGGCACAGGGACGUGUUGCAGUGGUUCUGGAAGGUGGCUACUGUCUGUCAUCGCUGGCCGAGGGAGGUGCACUAACUCUGCGUGCUCUACUCGGUGAUCCCUGUCCGGUGUUGGUGGAAAAACUUCAGCCACCCUGCGAAACUAUGCAGCAAACCAUCCUCAACUGUAUUCAUUCCCACCGGCCGUACUGGAAGAACUUGCAACUGAACGAAACCUACGGUCUGGAAGAGGUCAACAAUGUUAAUCCGCAGCCAAAUUUUCAUCAGGUUACACAACUUUACAUUCAACCACCGCCGCAACCGGAACCGAUUCGCUAUGCCACCCGGAACUGCUAUCCACUGCAGAGCGACGACGAGAAGAAUCGGAUCGAAGAACGACUGACGAUGCUACAAAUCGCCACCAAUUUAAACUUUCCACCGACUCGGGUUUGCUACGUUUAUGACGAACGGUUGCUGGAGCAUCGGAAUCUACAUGAGGACCUCCAUCCGGAACAACCUCAACGGAUUGCGAAAAUCUACCAACGCCACGAAGAGUAUCGACUGUUGGCACGAAUGAAGCAACUUAAAUCACGACACGCAACCACCGAUGAGCUUUGUUUGGUUCACUCGCGGCAACACGUCAACCUGGUCCGCCGAACGGUCGAACGGGAAGAGAUGAAACAGGUGGCGGACAAGUUCAAUUCCGUUUAUUUCCAUCCGAAAACAUUCGAGUGCGCUACACUGGCCGCCGGAUCUGUGCUUCAGGUCGUAGAUGAAGUCCUGAAUGGGCUGUCCCGAAGUGGAGUCUGUAUCGUGCGUCCACCGGGGCAUCAUGCCGAGUCCGACCUGCCGCAUGGGUUCUGUAUUUUCAACAAUGUUGCGAUUGCCGCUCAGUAUGCCAUUCGAGAUCACGGCUUGAAACGGGUGCUGAUCGUCGACUGGGAUGUGCAUCAUGGCAAUGGGACGCAGCACAUUUUCGAAAGCAAUCCGAAGGUGCUGUACGUGUCCGUGCACCGUUAUGACAAUGGGACGUUCUUCCCGAAGAGUCGGGAUGCGAAUUUCGAUGUGGUCGGCAGUGGCGCCGGGGAAGGUUUCAAUGUUAAUGUUCCUUGGAACAAGAAGGGCAUGGGUGACCAGGAGUACGCUGCCGUAUUUCAGCAGAUCAUUCUGCCCAUUGCGUACGAGUUCGAUCCGGAGUUGGUGCUGGUAUCGGCUGGGUUCGAUGCAGCCAUCGGUGAUCCGCUCGGUGGGUGCAAAGUGACCCCGGAAGGGUACGGCUAUUUCACCCACUGGCUUUCUUCGCUGGCGAACGGUCGGGUGAUCGUCUCUCUGGAGGGAGGCUACAACGUCAAUACGAUAUCGUACGCGAUGACGUUGUGCACGAAAUCGCUUCUCGGCGAUCCGCUGCCGUUGCUUCAAUUGAACUCUCGCUAUAACGGUCCCAAUUCGGCCAGCCAGGAAACCAUUCGAAGUGUUCUGACGGUGCAGGAAAAGUUCUGGAAAUCGCUUCGCUUUAACAAAAAGCUUCCGAAUUUCUGCAGUGCAGCGGAACCGGACCUGGAAGGUGCGUUCAAUCGGCUCCAGCUGUCUUCUACCGAUACGUCCACGACCGGUUGUUCCACGGCAAGUUCUAGUCCUUCGAAAGAGCAAACCGUCGGACUGGUGCCUGGUGCUCCGUUCGAUGGAGAUGACCCGGCCGGAUCUAGAUCCAGUGGGAAAAUGACGACCAUCGCUGACGAUGGACAACAACCGGGGGGCAGUGCUGGCCGGUCCAGUGCUGAUGUAAAGAAAGAAACACUCAGAGAUUUCUUGGCUGCUAAUUUGGAGGCCUUACAAAAUGAAGAAAUGUUUGCCGUUGUGCCGCUUCGCGAUUGUCCCCAUUUGAAAGAGCUCAACCCUGACAAUAGCCCGGAAAAAAUCAGUACAAAAACACCCUGCGAUGGUUGCGAGUCCCCGCUGGAGAACUGGAUCUGUCUGCAUUGCUUCCGGGUGCACUGCGGUCGGUACAUCAACGAGCAUGCCGCACUGCACAGUCUCGAAGCGGACCAUCCGUUGGCGCUGAGCUUCAGUGACCUGUCGGUUUGGUGCUACCGGUGUGAGUCCUACAUCGACAAUCCGGUGCUGUAUCGGUACAAAAACCUCGUCCACGAGGAUAAGUUCGACGGUGAAUCGCUCGUGUGGUCGUACGGCAGUGAUCUGUUGCUGCAGGUCACGCCGGGUGCCCCGGCCGGAACCAAACCGAAGGAAUGAUAUUUGUUUCUGGCCAAGAUUCUCAUACGGCUAUUGAUCCUCUACCUAACCAACUACCUGGUGACUGCCUUCUUCAAAUAGGGACGCGUUCUACGGUUUUGGAACAUUUUUUUAAAACAGAAAUUCUUGUUAUAUUUAUUUAUUGUUAAACCCUUCUCGGCUGGUUGGCGCGUGGCUUUACGCGCGAAGUAUUAUUUUUUUUCAACGGACCGUUUGAGUCACUUUCUGGUAUGUAAGACGACGGAAAAACCUAACUUUUUUGUAUUAACGCAGAGGUCGCGGUUGUUUCCAGAAAACAAAUGUUUUUACUUGUUUAGAAUAUACAACAGCACGGAUUUUACAAUGCUAACCAAAGACACAUAAUUUAUAAACAAUAGAAACAUAACAAAUCAUUGACGUACCACCCCCGAAAUGAGCGCGCUAGUUGCUAAAAUCGAUUCACACAAUCGAAUUGUUGUUCGAAAUUAUUGGACCUCAAGUUGCAGACCUCAGUAUAAAAUAAAAUUAGAGACGGAAGUUGAUGACAGAUAGAAGUGUUUUACUCAAUUACAUUUGCUGGUUACACGGUGGCACCCGGAAAAGUAAAGUAGAAAUUUUGGCUUAUCGAAAUUCCAGAACCACUAUAGGAAUCGUUGGUAACUUAAUGAAAUUUACUCUAAUAAAAAAAAAUAAUACAAAAACAAGUUCUAACUGUAGUUACUAGUGAAAUGGAAA